This is a messenger RNA of Cavia porcellus (domestic guinea pig), 4281 nucleotides long. RefSeq names its product major facilitator superfamily domain containing 6 (gene Mfsd6). The record is from RefSeq and is a predicted model, not a curated record. The coding region runs from base 202 to 2595 and encodes 797 amino acids. Gene Ontology annotation, cellular component: plasma membrane. The transcript is spliced from 7 exons. NCBI's taxonomy places the organism in Eukaryota, Metazoa, Chordata, Mammalia, Rodentia, Caviidae. Gene Ontology annotation, biological process: antigen processing and presentation of exogenous peptide antigen via MHC class I.
UUCCUGUUGGACGCCUCAAACUCACCAUGCCCUCGGCCUCCCUUCCUGGUACCCCGCCUUUUUCUAGGGUCAAGCGAGGACAGACCAGCGGGGCUGGCCCUGGAGACUGCUGAGGUCCUCGCGUUAACGGCCCACUGUGCGCACUCGUGCCCGGCACCCAAUCAACGAUCAGAAUUUUGAAGGAAAGCCCUAAACAUUCUGAUGGUGGUGGUAGCCAUGGCAGCUGAUGAUAAAGUUGCUAUCUUGACUGACGAUGAAGAGGAACAGAAGAGAAAAUACGUGCUGGCUGAUCCCUUCAAUGGUGUCUCCAGGGAACCAGAACGACCUUCAAACGAAACACCCUCUUCCACAGAAACAUCUGCUAUUCCUGAGGAGGAAAUAGACUGGAUAGAGAAACACUGCGUGAAGAUAAACAACGAUCUCCUGAUUUCCAAGGUUUUCUAUUUUUUCUUUUAUUCUGCCUAUGGCUCUCUCUACCCACUUCUGCCUGUGUAUUAUAAACAGCUGGGAAUGUCGCCUAGCCAGAGCGGACUUCUCGUAGGUAUCCGGUACUUCAUUGAAUUCUGUAGUGCCCCUUUUUGGGGUGUAGUUGCAGAUCGCUUUAAGAAAGGCAAAAUCGUCCUCCUCUUUUCUCUUUUGUGUUGGGUUUUAUUCAACCUGGGCAUCGGGUUUGUCAAACCUGCUACCUUGAGAUGUAUACCAAAGAUCGCCCCAACGACUCGCCCCACCAACGCAAGCCACCCAUCAACCAUCCUGCCAACAGAUGCCUCCUUCCUUAACACAUCACCAAGAAUGCGUGAGAAAAGGAAUCUGCCAAGUUCCGAAUGGCCACCAAUGUUAGAAGCAGGGCCUGAGGCCUCAGAGAUGAACAUCUUUACGAUGCCUUCAGCUAGGACCCCCGAACCCAGUCUGCAGCCCCAGCCAGGUGAAAUGACCGACCAUGUUCUGGACUUGAUUUUGAAUGCAAGCACAGUAACCUCUGUCCCCACAGGAAAUGUAACCAGGGAGACCACCACUGCCGUCGCCACCACCUCCAAGUCAUUCCCUUCUGCUCAGGUCACUCUUAUUUAUGACCCACAAGAAGUGGAAGCUAUAUUCUUGGUGAUCUUGGUCGUGGUCAUCAUAGGAGAGUUUUUCAGUGCCUCUUCUGUCACGAUCGUAGACACGGUGACACUUCAGUAUCUGGGGAAACACAGAGACCGCUAUGGACUGCAGCGCAUGUGGGGGUCCCUGGGCUGGGGCCUGGCCAUGCUGUCCGUGGGCAUCGGCAUUGACUACACCCACAUAGAAGUGCUUGUCCACGGAAAGGGCUGCAAGCCCCCGGAGUACCGGAACUAUCAGAUCGUCUUCAUCGUCUUUGGCGUCCUCAUGACCAUGGCCUUGAUUGUGGCUACUCAGUUCCGGUUCCGUUACAACCACUUCAAAAACAGCGAUGAUAAGGGGAAAGAGGUAGAGAUCCCCCCGGUGGAAAGGAAUGCCUCCCCGGAGGCCUCCGAGGAGACACCGUCUGCCACAAGCCACUCCCAGACCUUCAACUUCUGGGACUUGAUCAAACUGCUGUGCAGCGUGCAGUAUGGCUCUGUGCUGUUCGUGGCUUGGUUUAUGGGUUUUGGAUACGGCUUCGUGUUCACCUUCCUGUACUGGCAUUUGGAAGAUCUCAAUGGGACCACAACCCUCUUUGGGGUCUGUUCUGUCCUGAGCCACGUGUCGGAGCUGACAGCAUAUUUCUUUAGUCACAAGCUUAUUGAAUUGAUUGGUCACAUCAGGGUCCUGUACAUUGGCCUGGCCUGCAACACAGCUCGCUAUAUUUAUAUUUCGUACCUGGAAAAUGCCUGGACUGUCCUCCCCAUGGAAGUUCUUCAAGGGGUGACCCACGCGGCCAUCUGGGCUGCCUGCAUCUCGUACCUCAGUGCGGCCGUGCCCCCAGAGCUGCGGACAUCUGCCCAGGGCAUCCUACAGGGCCUGCACCUGGGGCUGGGCCGAGGCUGCGGUGCCAUGAUCGGAGGCGUGCUGGUCAACUACUUCGGGGCUGCCGCAACCUUCCGGGGAAUUGGCAUGGCCUGCUUGGUGAUCCUGCUGCUCUUUGCCCUGAUCCAGUGGCUGGCAGUGCCAGAUGAGGAGGAAGAUAAGACAAUGUUGGCAGAAAGGAUUCCUGUUCCCUCCAGUCCUGUUCCCAUAGCAACCAUCGAUUUGGUACAGCAACAGUCGGAAGAUGUCAUGCCGCGCAUUGAGCCCAGACUUCCGCCCAAGAAAACCAAGCACCAGGAAGAGCAGGAAGAUGUGAACAAACCAGCUUGGGGGGUCAGCUCUUCUCCCUGGGUGACAUUUGUCUACGCACUCUACCAAAUUAAAGAGAUCAUGCAACUGACAAGAGAAAGCCGAGCUUCUGAGAUCCAGCCUUUACAGGUGAGCAGUGAGAAUCGGGAAAACUCUCCAGCAGACAGAGCCUGGCAUGUGCCUCGUGAGACCCACUCUGACCCAUCUAGGGACCAGCCAUCUCCGGUUGCUGCGGCAGCAUCUCCGUCCCCGCAGACCGGCCCUGUCCGCCCCGGGGGUGGGGACGCUGAGGAGCCUGGGGCUGCCGGAGGACCCUGAGGGCAUCCUGCACCUCUCUCACCUGCAUGGAACUGGGCUCCCCGACCAGGCCGCAGGGGUCGGGGUCCCCCACCCAGAACACGCCGCAUUUGCUUCUGAAUAUCUAAACUCAUUAACAUGGACACGCUCGCGCACACACACCUGAGCGACAGUACACACUGGCUGGAAGGUCACCUCCGUCAUUCUGGCGGAGGGCAGAAGGAAGAGGUUGGCCCAGGCUGGGCUGCUUGGAGGAAGGGCUCUUAUGGUGCAGGCAGGUGCAAACCCCGGGGGCCCUAAGUGCAGGGUACGCAGGUGUUCCUCUCCGGGUGUACCGGCGUAAUUUCCCUCUUUGGAUUAUUUUUUCUUAUUAUUGGCUGCAUCAUGCAAACUGGGAGAAACAGAAUAGAUCUAUAAUUUUGUUUCUCUUAAGACCCAUUUAAAAAUUAUAAAACAUAUUUAAAAAGUAAGCAGAUGAAAGUGAGUAGAUGCUUUUUGUUUUGAAAAAAGCUGUUUCGUCAUAAACCCUACAUAUCUCUAGCAAAUAUAUUUUUAUAUACAUAUGUACAAUGAAAAUAGUCAACUCUCUGAGCAGUAACAACUGUUACCAACUACUGCAAGUGAAGGUGAGCUUUAAAAAUGCUUUUUAUUUUAAAUAGACUUUCAGAAUGACCAGAAAUGAGAGAAUAUUUAAAAAGAAAAAAAGAAAAAAACCAGUUCAGUAUCCUGGGGCUUAAUGGAUCAGGGUUUACAGAGUAUGGUGGUACAGUAAUAGCCUUGGUCACGGUUUGCUAUUUUAUAGUGGUUUGGGCUUUACUUAGUGGAUGGAAUAAAACAAAAAUCACUAAGUUUCAAAGGGUUCCUUUACUUAAGCAGUAGUAUUUAAAGAGAACAGUAUAAGAUGUAAGUGCCUAGGGGAACGAUAUGAUUUUUAACAGUUGACAAGUGAGAAACCAGGUGUUGGGGGAUAAGUACUGUCAAAAGACUGAAAAACUCAGUCUCAGUGUGUUCUUUCCUAAAAAGACACAGACACUGGAUAACUCAGAUUCGUGCAUGCAAGUGUGCCUGCUACAGCUGCUGUCAGAACAAGGUGGGUGAAUCAUGCAGGAAGCCUGCUGCUCAGAAUGAAAGGGGAGGCUCCCAGCAGGCACCAGGCAGGAGGGUCCGCUGCUUCAGCUGAAUGGAAGUCAUUUCUGCUGUGUGUGAUAGCCGUGGAGGAGCCCAGGACAGAGGAAUGGCAGUCAGGAAUGGCCUCUGGUCCUGAUUAGACAGGAAGAGCUAUAGAGGAGGCUUCCCUGUGAUGGUUCUCCCUGAUCCCGCAUCAGGGAGCAGAAAUUCUGCACUUGGAUGCUGAGCUUCAUCACAGAACACAGGCUCCGGAUAAGGUAACCAACAGAAUUAAGCAAAUAGUUAUUUUUGCACUUGAACUGAAACGUACUGUACUGUACAUUAUCAUGACUCAUUUUAAGUGACCUUUAAAAUAAGAUGUAUUUAUUAUGCUCGUGUAAUUACUGAAAUGAAGUAGGUGAGGGGCUGAACCUCCCCUGUAUGUACGGUAUGUGGCUCUGAAGCUGCUUGGAGGGAGUCAAAACUUUACACUGUAUCUUGUGUUUACAAUUCUUUGAAAAGCCUGCUGUUUUGGACAUGCACAGUGGACGUAUUGAAAUAAAAAUAAAUACCGUUUUUAAAUGUUUCUUAAAUGAUAAA